This is a messenger RNA of Cataglyphis hispanica, 1186 nucleotides long. RefSeq names its product snurportin-1 (gene Snup). Gene Ontology annotation, cellular component: cytoplasm; nucleus. Gene Ontology annotation, molecular function: protein binding. NCBI's taxonomy places the organism in Eukaryota, Metazoa, Arthropoda, Insecta, Hymenoptera, Formicidae. Gene Ontology annotation, biological process: snRNA import into nucleus. Bases 54 to 1061 code for a protein of 335 amino acids. The transcript has 6 exons. The record is from RefSeq and is a predicted model, not a curated record.
UAUGCGCUCUAUGCGUGAAACGGAACGCAACUAAUGUAAAAUAUUGUGAGAAAAUGACAACUGAAGUAUUAAAUAACAAAACUGAUUGUGAUACGAGAGAAACUAUACGUCGGGGGUUUUAUAAAAAUCGGAUCAAAAAAGAUAAUAUCAAACUUGAAUUUGACGCGAAAUCACAUCAAGAAGAAAGACGUAAACUGUUGUUAGAAUAUCAAAAGAAAUACAGAAAUGAAGCAUUCAAUAUUGCACGAGGUAUAUUUCAAGAGAUAUAUUUCUCUGAAUUAAAAGAUGAAGAGUCUAUGGAUGUGGAAGAAUAUUCUUCACAGUCUAGAUACCCACAAAGAUAUAAAAAGAGAAAUCGAAUGAUGUUGUCAGAGUGGAUGAUAGAUGUACCACAAGAUUUUUCUGAAAGUUGGUUUAUGGUUCCAUGUCCAAUAGGGAAACGAACUAGACUAGUUUCAGGACAAGGUAUAACAAAGGCAUAUUCUAGAACAGGGGUGCUAUGUAAUACCUUUCCUUCAGCACUUCCAGGUGGAAAUUCUGAUGCAGAUAUGCAUCAUUCUGCAAUUGUAGACUGUAUAUGGGUAAAGAAUCAACAAAUCUAUUAUAUAUUGGAUGUAUUGUACUGGGGUAUAUUACCAUUCACAAACUGUGAGGCUGAAUUCAGGUUAUACUGGAUCAACAACAAAAUCCGUGAAAUUAAAGAAUUCAAAGAAGCUGAAGCUAAUACAAAUAAAUAUCCCAUUUUAUCUCUACAAAAUAUUAAUUGUAACUCAGAUUUAAGUUCUGCUUUGACACAACUUGAUCUUGACUUAAAUUGCAUAGAUGGAUUCUUGUUUUAUCAUCGCAAUGCACAUUAUAAUUUUGGAUAUACUCCACUUGUGACAUGGUUAAAACCUUUUAUGUUAUCUGAAGUACUUGGAAUAUUUGUACCUUCACCACUCGAUGAGAAACCAAAUGAUUAUUUAAAUUUUGAACAUUAUAUGGAAAAUAUAAAUGCCAAGAAGAGCAACGAUAAAAAAAGAAUUGUGAAGAAUUUUAUGGAGAUAGAAAAUGUUGCUUAACAUAAAAUUAUGAUUAUGAUUAAGGAAGAACAUAAAUAUAAGAAUAAUAUUUAAUUUAAUUUAAUUUUUAUAAUUAAAUAAGGUAUGACUUAUUUUUAUAUAUAUAUAAUCUUUUUUUUAUUCUA